AUGGUAGCCCCGCUGCGCAUCCUGCGGAAGGCGUGGAACGAGAAGUUGCUGCUCGAGAGGACCAUAUUCACGCAGGCGCUCAGGGGUGGUAUAGGCAGCGGCAUCAACAGUAGUAACAUCGGGAGAAGCGGCACUGGGAGUGGCGGCACUGGGAGUGGCGGCACUGGGAGCGGUGGCACCGGGAGCGGGGCCCUCCCGUGGCCCCUCGCCAGGAGGAACAUAAGCACCUCGAGGAGGUGGUUGAACCAGGACCCCUACAGCGUGCUGGGCCUAUCCCGAAACGCCACGACGAAUGAAAUUAAGAAGCAGUUCCGCUUGCUGGCCAAGAAGUAUCACCCAGAUAUAAACCCCUCCCCAGACGCGAAGCAAAAAAUGGCCUCCAUAACAGCAGCAUAUGAGCUUCUGUCUGACCCGAAGAAAAAAGAAUUUUACGACAAAACAGGAAUGACAGAUGAAAUGAAUUACGAUGGACAUGGCUCCUCCGGAUCUGCCUCUAACUUUGAAGGAGCCUUUUCCGGGUUUGGAGAUGCCUCCUUCAUGUUCACCGAUUUUGCAGAAAUGUUUAGCAACAUGGCUGGGGGGAAGACCACGUCCUCCACCAGGGGAGAAGAUAUCCAAACGGAAAUUACCCUCAAGUUUAUGGAGGCCAUAAAAGGGUGCGAAAAAAACAUCCGUUUAAACGUCAAAGUGUCAUGUGGCAGCUGUAACGGCUCGGGAAAAAAACCGGGGACGAACUUAACGAUUUGUAAAGUGUGUAACGGCUCGGGGAUUCAAAGGAUCGAGAGGGGGCCCAUCAUUAUUGGAGUCCCUUGCAGAAACUGCUCAGGAAAUGGGCAAAUUAUUAACAACCCGUGUAAGGAGUGCUCUGGAAGCGGGGUGAAAUUUCAAACCAAAAAUAUUACCCUAGAUAUCCCCCCGGGAAUUAAAAAGGGAAUGCAAAUGAGGAUCCCAAAUCAGGGGCACUCAGGUUAUAGAGGAGGGAAAAACGGGCACCUAUUUGUUACUAUUAACAUCGAACCUCAUAAGAUCUUCAAAUGGGUCGAUGACAAUAUUCAUGUGGAGGUCCCUUUAACCAUGAAGCAGUGCCUUCUCGGAGGGGUCAUCAAGGUCCCCACGCUUAAUGGAGAUAUGGACCUCCUCAUCAGGCCCAAAACGUAUCCCAGCUCGGAGAGAGUUCUUAAAGGAAAAGGCCCUUGUAAGGUAGACUCGCAUACCAAUGGGGACUUGAUAGUAAAAUUUAGUUUGAAGAUCCCAGACAGGUUGACGCCCCGGCAGGUCGAGUUGAUUGAGGAGUUCAAUCGGAUUGAGAUGAACCAGGGCCGGGACGACUCCGCGGAGAGGGCCAGCCAGGGUAGUGGCGGUAACAGCGGUAACAGCGGCGGGGGUGGCGGAAGCGGUGACAACCGGGACAGCCGCGCCGGUGUACGCACCUCCCGUGAAGCCGGAGCCGCCAAGGGCGCGGGGAAUCACAUCCCCGAACCGCCACCCAUUGCGCAGAAAAAAAAGAGCAACGGCAGCAACUGGGAGGGCAAGAGCGACUCCAACGUGCCCAUUCCGCCGCCCCCCCCGAAAUCGACGAGGCAGGGUGGAGAAGCAAACAGGGGAGAAGCCCACCGGGGAGAGGCCCCCGCAGAGGUGAACAAAGACACACGGUUGCACAAUAGCGUUCAUACGGCGCACUCCAGGGAGGACGGCUCCGCAAGGCACUCGAGCAGUACCAAUAUGAGCACGAAAAACGCAGGUAGUUCCUCCUAUAAAAUGGACGACGCAGCGAAUAGGGUAAACUCCCCCGGUGUAGGAGCCCCCCCCGAUAAUACCACCAAGGGGAGUGAACAGCCAGCCGAUUCGUACCACCCAAGUGGGACGGACGCCAGAGGGGGGAAUUCCUCCUCCACCUUUUCCUGCGCCAAGAAAUGGAUAUCAGACAGGUUGAGGCCCAAAAGUUAG
Molecule: messenger RNA, 1947 nt
Organism: Plasmodium vivax (malaria parasite P. vivax)
Lineage: Eukaryota; Apicomplexa; Aconoidasida; Haemosporida; Plasmodiidae
Product: chaperone DNAJ protein, putative
Exons: 1
Coding region: 1-1947 (648 amino acids)
Biological process (GO): response to heat; protein refolding
Cellular component (GO): cytoplasm
Molecular function (GO): heat shock protein binding; ATP binding
Source: RefSeq, a predicted model, not a curated record